AUGUCGAACCAGCCAAAGUUUAAUUAUGCGGCUGCAGCCAAAGCUAAACAGCAACAACGAGAGAUGGGGCAGUUUGAGAAGCAGCCACCGACGCAGCCGAGAUCUACGCAGACGACGCAGGCAGCUCCACAGCCCAACCAGCCCACGCAGUCCCAAGAGGCUGUGGACAAUAAGAGCUCACAACCAGCUCCAUCGCAGCCAAAAGCUGCCGGAGAAGGAAAAUCUAAGCCAAAGAAGGAAUUUAAUCCCCACGCCUUCUUUACUGGCGGCGGCGGGGCUCAGCAGCAGCAGCAGCAGCAGCAGCAACCACAGCAAACACCACAGCAGCAUCCACCCCCACAACACCCAGCUGCUCAAUCAAAGCCUUCUCAAAACGGUGGCAGCCACCGUAACUCGGCCGAUAGCCUCAGGUUGAACGCACAGCCCUUUAAUCCACAGCAACAGAGCUAUAGACCACCUCAGCCUUUCCAGCCACGCAAUGUUGGUAAACCUCCCCAGAACCAGCGCAGUCCUCAGCCACACCACCAGCAGCUCAAUCCACAACCCUACUUCCAGCCUGCUUACGGCACUGGCUACUACGAUCCAAGCAUGCAGGGCUACUACGUUGCUCCAGUGCAACCCACUGGCUGGGCUCAAUACCCACAGCACCCCCAACACCCUCCACAGCACCCACCCCAACAUCCUCCUCCACAGCACUUGCCACCAACCAGUCCUUCUGCUCCUCAAGUCUCUCUGCCUGGUUCUACUGGCUCUAGGAAUGGUCCUUCCCCCCCAACCAUUCCAGCGACUCCACGUGCUCCCUCCUCCACCACCUCUCCAAGGCCUCCUUUCACUCCUUCAGCCAACGCUCCAAUCUUCUCCCCUCCACAAUCUGCCACCUCCCCUCCACCAGGCUCCUCUAUGUCUCCUUCUGCUGCUCCUUUCGCCAUGCCGCAGAGGAAGAGCGCUGCUAUAAAGAUUUCUAAUGCUCAAGGUGAAAAAAUUGACCUGAGCAACUUCAAGCACCAGCGCCAGAGCUCGUCUAUUCCUUCGAUAGCUUCAGUUGAGGCUGCUGCCCCUGAGCCCUCAGCUUACGUAAAGCCUCCUCCACGCACUGCUAUCAGACUCGAGUCUGAAGAAGCCAAAGCUAAGCGUUUGGCUGACGAGGCCAACCUUGAUGCUGAGAGGAAGAAGGAUGACGAGAAGAAGAUUGCCGAUGAGAAGAAGAAGCUUGAUGAUGAGAAAAAGAAGCUCGAUGACGAGAAAAAGAAGCUCGAAGAUGACAAGAAGGCUGCCGAAGAGCAAGCUAAGAAGAUAGAAGACGAAAAGAAGGCCACUGAGGCUGCCCAAGCUGCUGAAAAGAAGAUGCAGGAAGAGAAAAUUAAAGCUGAUGAAGCUGCAAAGGCUAAAGCUGCAACUGAAGAAAAGAGCAAGGCAGAUGAAGCCGCUACAAAGCCAUCACUCAAGGAGGCUAACACUGAAAAGCUCUCCAAGGAGCAAGUCAACAUGCUUGCCGAAGAAAAGAUGGCUACUGAAGGUAGCACUCCAGCCACCUCCCUCGAUCACGCCAAAAAAGACUUCCCUAAGGAAGAACAACAGAAAGAACUCAUCUCCAAGAUUGCCCCUGCCACAGAAUCUGUAUCAACCCCUGCUGUCGAGAGCGACAAGCAAUUACCAAAAACUGAUACCUCUCCAGCUCAGGAUGACCAACCACAAGCAGAAUCCUCUCAAAAACCUUCACAAGCACUUGGCUCUGCUAGGAGAAUAGACGACCUCAACAAGGUUUCCUACCCUGGCGAUAUCAAGUCUCCAAAUGCAGAGCUUAACAAGCAAGCACGUCCUGGAAAAUUCCGCUACGACAGGGACUUCUUGAUGCAAUUCAUGUCUGUGUUUACAGACAAGCCAGCUAGUAUGCCAUCACUUGAUGCGAUUGGUUUGGAACCUGACCAAGGUAUGGGAUUCGGUGGAAGAUCUUCAUCAGGCAGACAAGGCAGCAGAGGUGGUAUGGGACGCUCAUCAGGAUUCGGAAAGCAAGGAGGAUUUGGUCAAUUCUCUGAUGUUUCAUCCAGAGGUACUUCUUCCGCUGAGCGUUUCGCUAGAUCACAGGCAGCUGGUGCAUUUGCUGGUCAGCCAAUGUCAAGAACUAAUUCAUCUCACCGUGGUAUGGCCAGGGAGGCCUCUGGCGGUGGUAGGAAUAGAUCGCAGCGUGGCAAGCAACGUGAUGGCAGAGGUGGUCAGUCAUCUACACCACUUGCCGAUGCCCUCGGUUCAGUAGCACCACUUGAGAAGAGUGAAAAUGCAUGGACACCUCAAGCUAUCAAGAACAGAUCACAAGGUGUCAGACCAGGCCUCAACGUUGAUGAGAAUGACCCAGCCUUUAUUGAAAAGAAGGUUAAGGGUUUGCUCAACAAGCUUACAAUUGAGAAGUUUGAUUCAAUCUCUAACCAAUUGAUUGCAUACGCCAACAAGUCCGAGACGGAAGAUGACGGUAGGACGCUUAGACUGGUUAUUAGAUUGGUCUUUGAAAAAGCAACUGAUGAGGCUGUGUGGUCUGAGAUGUACGCCAGACUCUGUCGCAAGAUGUACGAUCAGUUGUCGGAGCAUAUCUCAGAUAAGGAUCAGCCAAGUACAACGACAGGUGGUCGCUUAUUCAGAAAGUACUUGUUGACGAGAUGUCAAGAAGACUUUGAGAAGGGCUGGUCAGACAAGGAGGCAGCAUCUAAAGCAGCUGCUGAGAAGAUGGCUGAGGACCACGCUAAACUUCAAGCUAACGAGGAAGCCGAGGCUGAUGUUGCCAAGGGUGGACAACCAAAGGCUGAUGCUCAAACACUCUCUGAUGAAUACUACGCUGCUCAGAAGGCCAAGCGUAGAGGUUUGGGAUUGAUUAGAUUCAUUGGUGAACUCUUCAAGCUCACACUGCUCACAUCAAAGGUCAUGCAUCUUUGUAUUAUGCAGCUCUUGACUAGGCAAGGUGAAGACGUUGAAGAAGAUGAUAUUGAAUCGCUCGCCAAGUUGAUGACGACAGUUGGUGGGUUGUUAGAAACGCCAGAAGCAAAGAAGAAUAUGGAUGCGUACUUCUCACGUAUGGAGGGUAUUGUAGAAAAUCAAAACACAUCAUCAAGAUUGCGCUUCAUGUUGAUCGACGUGAUAGAAUUGCGCACACACAACUGGAUAACCAGACAUAAGGACGCUGGACCAAAGUCUAUUGCGCAGAUCCACAAGGAUGCCGCGAACCAGAGAGCGCAAUCUGCAGCCGAUGCCAACAUUGCACUGAGCAGAGGCACAUCGAACCGUGGACCAGUGAGACAAGAGAGCUCGCGCGGGCCAUCGAGGAGAGGUCAACCAAGAGGACCACCAGUGCAAGAGGAGAAGGGAGGAGGAGAUGGAUGGAACACGAUCGGCAGUGGUGCUGCUGCUGGUGGUGGUAGUGGUGGACAGAAGGCAUCACAACCAUCGGGAAACCUCAGCCAAUUUGGACAAUUCUCCUCAAAGGGUGGAGCUGCGGGCGCUGGUACUGGUACUGGUGCCGGUGCUAGCGGACAACAAUCACAACAGCAACCAUCGCAGUUCGGUCCUACUAGCGUUUUUACUAAGAAGGGCGGUAGAGGACAAGGAGGAUCUGGUGGAGCGUCUCCUUCUGGAUUGGCCUCGCCUAUGCUUUCUGAGGGCAAGUCACCUGCUGUGAGCAGAACAAACAGUAGUGGUAACAUGUUCAGUCUGCUUGAAGCUCAAGACCAGGCUCAGAAUGAAGAGCAGCCGCAGAGGAAGAAGCUCAACUUGCUUCCACGUUCAGCAACGAAGGGCGAUGUUGAGGAGGAGCAGGAUGAAACCCCAGCUUCAGCAUCAGGAGGCAAGGAUGAAAUUAGUGAUGAUAAAGCCAAGCAGAUGGUUAAGACAAUGAUCGAGGAGUUCUACUCGCUCAAGAAAGUGUCAGAAGGAUUAGAGUCAUUUAAGGAGCUCCCUAAUGAACACAAACCAAAGCUGAUCGAGCAGCUUAUUGAUCGGUCGUUGAAUGGGAAGAAGGAGACAGUUGAGCUCACGGCAGAGUUGAUUGCGGCGGCAGUCGAUGAUAAGUUGGUCGAACAAACUCAAUUAGAAAGCGAAAUCGGAAACAUGAUGGAGUUUAUUGAAGAUAUCGCAAUCGAUGUGCCAAACGCAUACGAGUUCAUGGGUUGUCUCAUCAAAGCGUCCAAGUUUGACGAAAAGACUACCGACAGAGUACUUGGAAAGAGUGGUUCUGAUGGAGCAAGCGAGAAGCUGAAAAAGUAUAUUUAA
Molecule: messenger RNA, 4254 nt
Organism: Wallemia ichthyophaga EXF-994
Lineage: Eukaryota; Fungi; Basidiomycota; Wallemiomycetes; Wallemiales; Wallemiaceae
Product: Eukaryotic translation initiation factor 4 gamma
Exons: 4
Coding region: 1-4254 (1417 amino acids)
Cellular component (GO): eukaryotic translation initiation factor 4F complex
Molecular function (GO): translation initiation factor activity; mRNA binding; protein binding
Source: RefSeq, a predicted model, not a curated record